Messenger RNA from Cryptococcus amylolentus CBS 6039, 1065 nucleotides. RefSeq lists its product as hypothetical. Bases 1 to 1065 code for a protein of 354 amino acids. The transcript has 4 exons. Lineage: Eukaryota; Fungi; Basidiomycota; Tremellomycetes; Tremellales; Cryptococcaceae. The record is from RefSeq and is a predicted model, not a curated record.
AUGAGCUUAGUCCCAGAAAUCUUGAGCGUCGCGCUUGGGAGAGCAUUCAAGGGGAUUUCCUAUGGGCGUUGCACCACUGUCGUAUGGGAAUCGCUGACGCAAUGCUUCGAGCGAAAGGUGUUUCUGAGGCUUAUUGGGGACGAAAGAUGGAGCUUCAAGGCAGCGGGUAUCAACGGGGACGUCAGGCCGUCGCUUCCUUCCACACCCGAUCCGGGUAGAGCUCCAUCCAUACAUAGACAAUGGGACGACAUUCACUGUGAUACUGUGUUGAUCAGUAGCGAUAACGUCAAGUUCUUUAUAGAUUCGUACGCUUUCCGCGGUCAAAGCUCUCGAAUCAAUGACUUGUACAAAGAAGCUAUGGCCUCUUCGCAUUCACCGCAAUCCCCUACAGAGGUAGCCCUCACCGGCCCCCACGGCGAAAGUAGCGGUGCCAUCGCCGUAUUCCUCUCCGCCUUGAACAUCGAGCCCAUCACCGACGUCCUCAAAACCCACAAAGCCACAUUCAUCUCUUCCUUCAGCGGUGCUCUGCGUUUCGCGCGCCAAUAUGAGUGCAGGAUGAUACUUCGUGUCAUGGAGGAUUGGCUUUGUUCUAUGGCUCUCAAUUCAGAUGAGGGUCACGGGGUUUUCCAGCCUCUGGACUGCUUUGUCCUUGCAGCGCAGAACGACAUGACCCUUGCGGCUAGUAUGUUGCUUGAGCACUACCGACCCCACGCACACCCCGCAAACGACAAAGCAUCAGCAUCAGCAGCGGCCGUCAAUUGUAGGUCGGCUGUUAUGAGCACCGACGAGAAUAAUACUCAAACACCUCAACCACCUCGGUGGGGACGUUUGGCAUGCCAGUGCAAGCUGAACAUAGGCCACCUCCAAAAGGAAGCUUGGGAGGAGAUACCGGGCAAAUAUCCAUGGGCUCUCAUGAAAACGGAGGAUAAAGAGCAAGGUCAGGCAAGGAGCAAGGCGUUUUCGGAUCUUUUGGGGGGUGGAAAGUGGCAUUUCGAUACCUCGUUCAACGCCACUGUGCAGUUCAGCCCGCCUCGCUACGCAGAAGCGUAUCAUUCUAUAGUCUAA